AUGGAGCCGGGGCGCCGGGCGGCCGCGGCGCUGCUGGCGCUGCUAUGCGUGGUAUGCGCGCUGCACUCGGGGCGCGCCCAGUACGAGCGCUACAGCUUCCGCAGCUUCCCGCGCGACGAGCUGAUGCCGCUCGAGUCGGCCUACCGGCACGCGCUGGACCAGUACAGCAGCGAGCACUGGACGGAGAGCGUGGGCUACUUGGAGAUCAGCCUGCGGCUGCACCGCCUGCUACGGGACAGCGAGGCCUUCUGCCACCGCAACUGCAGCGCGGCGCCGCAGCCCGAGCCCGCCGCCGGCCUCGCGCGCUACCCGGAGUUGCGCCUCUUCGGGGGCCUGCUGCGCCGCGCGCACUGCCUCAAACGCUGCAAGCAGGGCCUGCCGGCCUUCCGCCAGUCGCAACCCAGCCGCGAAGUACUGGCGGACUUCCAGCGCCGAGAGCCGUACAAGUUCCUGCAGUUCGCCUACUUCAAGGCAAAUAAUCUUCCGAAAGCCAUUGCAGCUGCUCACACCUUUCUACUGAAGCAUCCUGAUGACGAGAUGAUGAAGAGAAACAUGGCUUAUUACAAGAGCCUACCUGAUGCCGAGGACUACAUUAAAGACUUGGAAACCAAGUCGUACGAGAGCCUGUUCAUCCGAGCCGUGCGGGCCUACAAUGGCGAGAACUGGAGGACGUGCAUCACCGACAUGGAGCUGGCCCUUCCUGACUUCUUCAAGGCCUUCUAUGAGUGUCUCGCUGCCUGCGAGGGCUCCCGGGAGAUCAGGGACUUCAAGGAUUUCUAUCUUUCCAUCGCAGAUCAUUAUGUGGAGGUCCUGGAAUGCAAAAUGCAGUGUGAGGAGAACCUCACCCCCGUCAUAGGAGGAUAUCCGGUGGAGAAAUUUGUGGCCACCAUGUAUCAUUAUUUGCAGUUCGCUUACUAUAAAUUGAACGACCUGAAGAAUGCGGCACCCUGUGCGGUCAGCUACCUGCUCUUUGACCAGAGCGACAAGGUCAUGCAGCAGAACCUGGUGUACUAUCAGUACCACAGGGACAAGUGGGCGCUGGCGGACGAGCAUUUCCAGCCCAGACCGGAAGCAGUCCAGUUCUUUAACGUGACCAUGCUCCAGAAAGAGCUGUAUGACUUUGCUAAGGAAAAUCUCAUGGAUGACGAUGAGGGAGAGGUCCUGGAAUACGUGGAUGACCUGCUGGAGUUGGAGGAGACCAGCUAGCCCCAGAAGCCAGAGAGCUGUUCCUUCCAUGUUCAGAAAACAUAAUUCUUUGUCUUCCUUUUCCUAAUAGUCCAGGCUAUUGAUACCUCAGAACCUUCUCUUCUCUCUGUGAAGUGAAAGGGAAGCCCCCGUCUCUUGCUACAGCUAAAAAGGGGUGAGCCUGCAUUCCCCGUGCCCACAGCUGCCUCCCCAACCUUUCACACCUGCCGCUCUAUCUUCAUACCCGCCUCUCCAUCGUCAUUCCCACCUCCCCAUGAUCACACCUGCCUCCCCGUCUUCACACCUUCCUUCUCCAUUUUUAUACCUGCCUUUCUCACCAUUUUGGUUAGAAGGACAGUUUUCCAUGGAAUCCGCUCCCCCUCCCCCCCCAGAAAAUCAGUAUUAUUUUUUAAAUAAGAAAAAUAAUCCUAAAAUAUGGUAAUUAUAAAAACCUACUCUGGCCUUUCUGCUUUCCCCCAUUUUGGUUUCCUUUCUCCCCAUCCCCUGAUCCAGCAAAGAUGUUGAGGACAAAGGCUAAGCUUCUCUUCAUAGUGGUCUGCACGCCAUCUGACCUGCAUCAUUGCUGGCGCCCAUUGAGAACGGAGUUGGGGCAACAGCGUGGAGAACAGAUAUGUGACUUUUGCCUAAUACUUGCGCGUGUCCGAAGGCUUCCAGUGGCCGGUCGAUCCCCUUUGAGGACAGUGUGCUCAGCCGUUAGUCUCAGAGUUGGAUAUGGAAGGAAGGAGAGGGAAUCUAGUUUCACUCAGUCUUCGACAAAUAUUUAUUGAGCACCCACUGCGUGCUAGGCCUCGAUCUGGGCGCUGGAGACACUGCACAGCAAAACAGAAAGAAAAAAAAAAACCUGUCCUCACAGAGCCUACAUUCUACAGGGAAAGACAGACCACAGGUAAACAAGCAUAAAUAUAUACAAGGCCUCGGAGGGUGAUCAUUGCUAUGGAGAAAAAGCAGUGAGGGGUAAGGAAGCUUGGAGAUGAGGCUGCAGGGUUGUUUGUUUCAUUAAUUUUUUGGUGGUGCUGUAUGUGGAAUCUUAGUUCCCCCACCAGGGAUCACACCCCUGGCAUUAGAAGUGUGGUGUCUUAACCAGUGAACCCCCAGGGAAGUCCCAAGGCUGCAGUGUUUCGUUUUGUUUUGAAUUUAUUUAUUUUAAUUGGAGGAUCAUUUCCUUACAAUAUUGUGGUAGUGUUUGCCAUCCAUCGACGUGAAUCACCCAUGGGUGCACGUGUCCUUCCAUCCUGACCCCCCCUCCCGCCUCCCUCCCCACCUUAUCCCUCUGGGUCGACCCAGGCUUUUCAUGCCCUUCUGAGGUUUUCAAUAGGGUGGUCGGGGAAGCUGUCACUGAGAGCAUGACAGCAGAGCAGAGACCUGGGGAGGUGGGUCUCAGGACAGAGCCUUCCAGGCAGAGCGGGCUGCAUAUACGGCGCCCAGCAGCGGGGACGUGCUUGUGCCGUCGGGACAGCCCACAGCCCAGGGGAGGCGUGGGCAUGGGCAGAGUGGAAGGUGGUGUAAGUAUGUGGCUGGCAGGGGGCAUGGCUCAGCCUUGACAGACAGUGUAAGUAAGGCCCUGGGCUUCUGCCCUGAGUGGGGUGGGAGCCGUGCAGCAGAGCAGAGCCUGGGCUCCCUGGCACUUUACAGGGAGCUUACCUGCUGCCGUACCGUGAGAAACCUGGAAGCGCUCAGGGGGAGAAUUGGGAAUGUCAAUCGGGGCAUGGCUACAGAGAUCCAGGCAGGGGGAUGAAGGCGCAACGCCGGGCAUAGCAGGGGGCGAUGGUGAGACGUGGUCCCGUCAUGGAUUUGUCACAGGGCCAGUCACAGUUGCUGACAGGUUGACUGUAGAGCAUUAGAGAAAAGAGAGGGGCUGGUGGCGACCUGAAGGUUUGGGGCCUGACGCAUGGGAAGGACUGAGUUGCCAUUGACUGAGAUGGGGAGGCGGGUGGUUGGUGAGUCGGGCAUUCGGUGCCUGCAGCCAUCUGAGGCUGGGAUGCCGGGUUCAGGCUGCAGAUAUGAUUUGAGAGUUUCCCCAGGUCAGGUGGUUGGCAGAGCCUGAGUCAGGGAUCCAGUGGGGCGGGGUCCCAUGGAGGGGAUAUAAAGCAGAGUGGGGGGCCUUGGGCAUGGACACCCUUCCCCAGGAUCCCAUCAGGGGAGGCUCUGGGCCCAGACGCUUGACUGUCCUCGAAGCUCCAGGCUUCAGCUCUCUGCAGCUGCGUGAGGACAGGCAAGGAGGCUUGACUCUCUCCACUUCUCUGUUCCCCCAGGGCCUCCCCAGGGACUUUCGGGGCGAGGGUGUCUCCACAGGGUUGCCUGGUGUGGGGAGAGGUUUGGGUUCACUAUCUGAAAAUCACUUAGUCAUGUCCAGCUCUUUUGUGACCCCAUGGAUUAUAGCCUGCCAGCCUCCUCUUGUCCAUGGAAUUCUGCAGGCCGGAGUACUGGAGUGGGUAGCCAUUCCCUUCUCCAGGGGAUCUUCCUGACCCAGGGAUUGAACCCAGGUCUCCCGCAUUGCAGGCGGUAUCUGAGGUUGGCUUCUUUCCACUGGGAGCUGAAAGCCCCUCCUACCCCCAUCCUAGGGACUGUCCCCUGGGGACAGUGGGAUCAAUACUGUCAGCCCUUUGCUUUGAUUGAAGGCUGUGGAACCAAGUUACUAAGUUUUUAUUUUAAAAGAAACCAAACCAAUUUUUUUAAAAAAAGAAGAAGGUGGGCCAAUUCUUCCAAAUGUAACAUGAAAGCCCAGCUGCACUCAGCAACUUCAGCCCAGUACCUCCCUGAGUGGGUUUUCUUGGAAGAGCCUAGAAGAAUCCUGGAUUGAGACCUCGUGGGCUCAGCAUUUGUCUGGCCAGCCAUUUGGAGGGAAAAAAAGAAGCACAUUUGUAAGCUGUGUGGGAGUUUCCAGACCAAGGCUAAGAUGUCUGGCUUGUCCUCUGACCCACCUGCACUCAGCCCAGUGGGUACCAGUUAGGUCUCUGCCCACGGAGGCUGCCCACCAUGGGGCAAUGGAGUCUGUCCAGCCCCGAGGCCUUUCAGGCAGCCCAGGCAAGGACCCCCCCUGGGGAGGGUCUAAAGGCACCCCCUGCACCCAUGUUAAUGUUCAGAUUUUUGGUGGGGGGAAGGAUGGGGCUGAGGGGAGGUCUGGGUGUACACAAAGAAUUAAAAGCAACUAAUGGAAAUGUCGCAUAUACCAGCAUAUUCAGCGCAGUGAUGUCUUUCUGAGUUUGAGGCUUUCUAAUUACUGCCACCGACCUGUCAGGCUCACCUCUGGGGUCCAGAACCACUGAGGCCGUCACCCACAGAGGCCGCCUUAGGAAAUGUUGCUUUUAGGAGUCCUUACUAAAGGAAUUUUAAGAGUACAAAAAUUUUAUUGAACCAAACUCAGCAGCAAACAGAAAAUGAUUUGUUCGAUUGUCAGUGGGAAAGGGUUUAUUAUGACUGCCGGUGGAAUCAACAGUGGCCCGUUUCUGCCAACAUGGAUGGAAAUAACGUUUUUAAGUUUUAAAUGUGAGCUGUAAACCUAAGCUACUUCGGUUUAAAAAAAAAAAAUUCAAUACUUAAACUGUGGGGAGAAGGUGGACUGGAGCCAGAGAAAACAUUCUCAUUUAAUAGUGUUUGCACAUGGAACGGCAACACAGUUUGUAGCGAGGCUCCGAGAAAAACCCACAACUAAUCCUUCAUCGCAGCUGUCCCAACUCUUGACCAUCUGCCAUCCCCCAAACAGCGACUUCUUUUUUUCUGGGGACUCCAGGCUUGAAUGACCUAGUGUGGAGAGUUUAAACUGUA
Budorcas taxicolor (takin) is the source of this 4971-nucleotide messenger RNA. RefSeq names its product cartilage associated protein (gene CRTAP). Gene Ontology annotation, cellular component: endoplasmic reticulum. Lineage: Eukaryota; Metazoa; Chordata; Mammalia; Artiodactyla; Bovidae. Gene Ontology annotation, molecular function: protein binding; collagen binding. The transcript has 7 exons. The record is from RefSeq and is a predicted model, not a curated record. Gene Ontology annotation, biological process: collagen fibril organization; peptidyl-proline hydroxylation to 3-hydroxy-L-proline. Bases 1 to 1206 code for a protein of 401 amino acids.